Pistacia vera is the source of this 1609-nucleotide messenger RNA. RefSeq lists its product as uncharacterized. The coding region runs from base 296 to 1153 and encodes 285 amino acids. The record is from RefSeq and is a predicted model, not a curated record. Lineage: Eukaryota; Viridiplantae; Streptophyta; Magnoliopsida; Sapindales; Anacardiaceae. The transcript has a single exon.
AGCCAGCACAAAACCACGCAGGCAAUGCUCUACGUGGAUCUCAAUUGCCAUUCACAAGAAACAAAACCUCAUUUGGUUUCUUCUAACGCAUGCAAUUUGAAAUUUAUACACUGUAGAUGAAUUGAAUCUACUCUGUACAUACAAAUUCGCAAUUGGGCAUUUAAGUCUAUCUGUUCUGUCACACAACUUGCCAUGCAUGCUUAUGCAUGUAAGUAAAUAAUAUUAUACAUAUAUACAAACAUUUUGUCUGAGAAUUCUAAACACCAUUUCUUCUGCAACAGAUAAAAGUCACACUAUGGCCUCGAUCAGUCUGGAGGAGCUCCAGGCUUACCACAGUAUCGAUCGAGAAUUAUUUUCUCGAUUGGUAAUAGGUCUUAGGCGUGAUCCAGGUGAAAGUUUGCUAGUGAUGGCCACAUGGUUAUGGCUAGAAGAGAAAGGUUUCCCCAACAUUGUUGGCAAGAUGAUGAAACUUUCAGAUGGUAUGGUGGAUGCACUUGCUGAUGAAGCUGUUUCAUGUUUCAAAUGUCUUGAAUCAAACACUCCUUCAUCUAUGUUACCAAACCGUGGUACUAUUAUCUUUACCACAAGAUUAAUGGAGAAACACGUUUCUUUGCAAAUGUUCCUCCAAAAUAGAUUCACUGCAAUAAGUGGAAUAAAGAAUUUUCUUAACACAGUUUGUGCACGCGUUUUCACUGAUAUUCUUCAGCGUGUGUUGGGUACCACCCCAUCGCAGGUAAUUCAGAACCAGCCUCUUGUAAUACCUGGUUUUCCUCAUCCAUUAUUUGGUGGCGUGACUAUUGUGCCAAGGGCAAUGGAUUUUGAUUUUCCUGCAGGAGGAUUAUGGGGUUGGAGCCCAACAAAUAAUAAUAAUGUUUCUGAAGAUGAAAGAACCAUGUUUCUAACUUUCUCAAGGGGCUUUCCAGUAUCAGAAAACGAAGUUCGGGAGCUUUUUACAAGAAUGUGUGGCGAUUGUGUUGAUACUGUGUACAUGCAACAAAAUUCUAACUCAUCUCAUGAUGAUCAGCCCUUGUUUGCUCGUUUGGUUUUACGAUCUGUCAACAUUGUUGAUCGAAUUCUGAAUGGGAGACGCAUUGCAAAGUUUCGAAUCAAUGGCAAACACAUUUGGGCUCGAAAGUAUGAACGUAGAGAGUAAUAUAUUCCACCAAACAAACAAUUUCAUAUCAUCUGGCUUUAAUUAAUUAGUUAUAUCAUGUUUUUGUUAUAAUAUAAUACUACUCUUUGUCUAUCCUGUCGAUUAUUUCUUGAACUAAACACACAACUGAAAUUCAAAUUUCUGUCUCACUGUUGCUGCUGUUACAGAAAUUCAAACUCCCACAUAUAUCUCUCAUUUUAGUAACAAUCUUAAUGUACGCCACUUGUUAAUUAUUUAAUUACCAAGUAAUUCUUGAGGGGCACUGCAUUAAUUAAUGUUAAUUUAUUGCUCACUAAAUUUUUACAAUUAAUUAACUCCUCACUCCUUAUAACUCUGCAGCCAACAAAAGUAGCUAUUAAAUGCUGUCAGCAAGUUUCAAAUUUCAAUUCCUAGUCUACUUUUCAUAGAAUGGAUGGACAAAAUAUGAAAUUUAGAGUAUUGUAAUUAUCAAAUGAG